AUGGCCAUCUCAGGUUGGGGUGUUUUUCUGAUUGUCUUGGUGGUUCUGGCGAUAUUAGGCGGAGGAGGUUAUGUCGCCUAUGCACAUUAUCGAGCGCGCAAGCUAGGCCUACCGCCACCGAACCUCAAUCCAUUCGCAAAACGACGAGGCGACAAUCCGACCUACCGAGCGCCAGCGCCCGCUCCGGGAGGGAUAAAGGGAUGGGUCACGGACAAGUGGAACUCUCUUCGUAACGGACGAACAGCAGGAGGUGCUUACGAAAGUACUGGCUAUGGGGCAGGCUCAGCGCGAUCUGGCGGAAGAAGAGGGUUUGGACCAUUAGACCCAGACGAGGCGUGGGACGCAAGAGUUGACAACGAGGCAAGUGGGUACUACGAAGAGCAGGAGCUCGGCCUACAGGACCCAGGCCACGGUCCAUACGGAGGGGGAGGAUACGGCGACGUCGGAGUUGGAGGCAUCGAGCACGGGCGAGGACGAAGUCGCUCAAGACAACGAGAACUCGACGACCGUUACGAUCAAGAGGCGCACGGGGGACGGUCGACUCUUAACCCUUUCGGCGAGAAUGCUGAGCCCAGCAACUUGAGCUUGCGCAGUGUCUCGCCGCGUCCUGAUAUGGAUACAUCAUACCAUGGCACCAGGGGAGUGAGCGCGCACAAGAAGCAGAACAACAGUCUGGGGACAACCGGCAGUACGGACAACAGUCCAACUGAGACCACUCGCAGGAGUAUGUUCCAUGAGGAGAUGUAG
Molecule: messenger RNA, 747 nt
Organism: Zasmidium cellare ATCC 36951
Lineage: Eukaryota; Fungi; Ascomycota; Dothideomycetes; Mycosphaerellales; Mycosphaerellaceae
Exons: 2
Coding region: 1-747 (248 amino acids)
Source: RefSeq, a predicted model, not a curated record